CGUUGGCCCAUUAAGGCCCAAAUAAGUAAAACUGUCGUCGUGUGUCUAGCAGCCGCUGUGUCAUCGUGGAACUCCCAUUUUCUCUCUUUUACUUCUUCGUUCCCAAACUCUUCUCCCUCGAUCGUCUCCGUCGCCGAUCUCGUUGCUUCAUUUUCCGCGAGUUGAUUGGUACAAAGCGUUAAUCAAAUGGUUGGAGGAGGACUUAUCCAGCAAAUUCUUAGGAGGAAGCUUCACUCUCAAUCAGUUGCAACUCCGGUUUUGUCUUGGUUUUCUUCGAAGAAAGCUCAUGAGGAUGCUGGCUCUUCUGGUGUAAGAGCACUUGCCCUAUUUGGUGCUGGUGUUACAGGCCUGUUGAGUUUUUCUACAGUUGCGUCUGCUGAUGAAGCUGAACAUGGAUUGGAGUGUCCAGAUUACCCUUGGCCUCAUGAUGGCAUUCUCAGCUCAUAUGACCAUGCUUCGAUCCGUCGUGGACAUCAAGUUUAUCAGCAAGUCUGUGCAUCUUGCCAUUCAAUGUCUCUGAUCUCAUACCGAGAUUUGGUGGGUGUCGCCUACACUGAGGAAGAGGCAAAGGCAAUGGCAGCUGAAAUCGAGGUAGUAGAUGGACCUAAUGAUGAGGGUGAGAUGUUCACCCGUCCUGGUAAAGUCAGUGACCGGUUUCCUCAGCCAUAUUCGAAUGAAUCAGCUGCAAGGUUUGCUAAUGGUGGAGCAUAUCCUCCUGAUCUAAGUCUUAUAACUAAGGCACGUCACAACGGUCCUAAUUAUGUCUUUGCUCUUCUGACUGGUUACCGUGAUCCUCCUGCUGGCAUUUCGAUUAGAGAAGGGUUACACUACAAUCCUUAUUUCCCUGGGGGAGCAAUUGCUAUGCCGAAAAUGCUCAAUGAUGAAGCUGUUGAGUAUGAGGAUGGUGUCCCCGCCACAGAGGCACAGAUGGGUAAAGAUAUUGUAUCAUUCUUGGCCUGGGCAGCUGAACCAGAAAUGGAAGAGAGGAAAUUGAUGGGUUUCAAAUGGAUAUUCCUACUAUCUCUUGCUCUGCUCCAAGCAGCCUAUUACAGGCGACUGAAAUGGUCGGUUCUCAAGUCCCGCAAGCUGGUUCUUGACGUGGUUAACUAAAGUGCAGCUGAAAAGCUUUUGCAUUGGCCUGGCCACACACAGUCGUAUUUUCAACAAUGCAUGUUAAAUAGAGAAGAGCCUUUCUCUGGGUAAUAACGUAUCAUCAUUUUUAUGUGUCAUAAAAAUCUUUGAUGAGACCAGUUCUCACCUGACGGGUGAAAAGACCUCGUCGUUCUUCUUUUUCCUUCGAUUAUUACUUAGAGAGUUUUAUGAGGAUAAUCACGAAAACUUGUUUUUUUCGCCUCAUAAUAAUCACACAUGAUUUUGAGAUCAUAUCAUUUGUUAUGUUUUUUCGCUCGUCUCAAUAAAGAAUAACUUUGUACUCUGAUA
This is a messenger RNA of Arabidopsis lyrata subsp. lyrata, 1440 nucleotides long. Its product is annotated as cytochrome c1 1, heme protein, mitochondrial. Lineage: Eukaryota; Viridiplantae; Streptophyta; Magnoliopsida; Brassicales; Brassicaceae. The record is from RefSeq and is a predicted model, not a curated record. Gene Ontology annotation, molecular function: heme binding; electron transfer activity. The coding region runs from base 187 to 1110 and encodes 307 amino acids. The transcript has 8 exons. Gene Ontology annotation, biological process: mitochondrial electron transport, ubiquinol to cytochrome c.